AUGGCUGCAUCUAUUGCUCCGGAGUGCAAUGACAUCAAAGAGAGAUACGAUACUUGUUUCUUGAAGUGGUACAGUGAAAAGUACCUGCGAGGCAACACGAGUUCAAAUGACUGCGAGGAGCUUUUCCAGAAAUAUAAGAAAUGUCUAAAUAAAUCCCUGAAAGAAAAGGGCAUUGAUACGAUGCUGGAUGAUGCUCGGAAGAGCAGUACUGAUACGGAUGCCGAGUUUCUCAGGAAAUCAUGA
Penicillium oxalicum is the source of this 243-nucleotide messenger RNA. RefSeq lists its product as uncharacterized. NCBI's taxonomy places the organism in Eukaryota, Fungi, Ascomycota, Eurotiomycetes, Eurotiales, Aspergillaceae. The transcript is spliced from 4 exons. The coding region runs from base 1 to 243 and encodes 80 amino acids. The record is from RefSeq and is a predicted model, not a curated record.